AUGACUGUCGGACUGCAGUUCAUGUCAGACUUACAUCUGGAGCGCUUCGAAUACAAAUACGAUAUAUCUCCCGCUGCCUCUCAUCUAGCUCUGGUAGGAGAUAUUGGACGAUUUUGCGACUAUGACGAUUAUGCUGGUUUCCUGAAGAAACAGUGCCAGACCUUCGACCAGGUGCUUUUAGUUGCAGGGAACAACGAGUUCUACCGGCUAGCCCAGGAUCCAACUUUGCAAGGGAAGCUGGUCUUCUUGAAUCGGACUAGGAUUGAUCUUACGGGAUCCAACAUCACUGUACUAGGCUGCACCUUGCAUUCUCACAUCGAGCCUGGUCAUGACCAGCUGAACAAGGAUUUCGAACGCAUCAGAAACUGGACUGUCAAGGAUCACAAUAUGGAGCACGAGCUGGAUGUCGAAUGGUUGCGGUAUUCUCUUGAACAGAUUGCCGAGACAGAGCCUCAACGACAAGUUGUGAUACUCACUCACCAUGCGCCAUCCUUUCAGGAUACAUGCCAUCCUAGUCAUGAAAACAAUGCCGUAAGCCAGUGCUUCUGUAGCAACACUCUUGAGGCUUUCAAAGCGUGGAAAGGCAAGGAUCAAGUAAGCAACUGGGUAUUUGGUCAUACUCAUUGGAACGCUUGGUUCAUGUGUGGGAGUACCGUAGUGCAGAGUAAUUGUCUACCUAAUCGACCUCGUGAUCUGACUUGGUGGCGGAGACAUACGAUAUAUAGACCAUUCGACCCACAAGCAGUCAUUCAUAGCCGUAUGUUACGGUCUUGGACAGAUUGGUUAUUCAAUAUAUAACACUUAGCCCCACAUC
Aureobasidium pullulans EXF-150 is the source of this 814-nucleotide messenger RNA. RefSeq lists its product as uncharacterized. The record is from RefSeq and is a predicted model, not a curated record. Gene Ontology annotation, molecular function: hydrolase activity. Bases 1 to 798 code for a protein of 265 amino acids. The transcript is spliced from 2 exons. NCBI's taxonomy places the organism in Eukaryota, Fungi, Ascomycota, Dothideomycetes, Dothideales, Saccotheciaceae.